Messenger RNA from Daucus carota subsp. sativus, 608 nucleotides. Its product is annotated as cytochrome b-c1 complex subunit 6-1, mitochondrial-like. The coding region runs from base 159 to 368 and encodes 69 amino acids. Gene Ontology annotation, biological process: mitochondrial electron transport, ubiquinol to cytochrome c. The record is from RefSeq and is a predicted model, not a curated record. The transcript has 5 exons. NCBI's taxonomy places the organism in Eukaryota, Viridiplantae, Streptophyta, Magnoliopsida, Apiales, Apiaceae.
GCCCAUUCACCUAAGCAGCCACCAGAGACUUCGGAAGACCAGAAAUAAAAUUCUCCAAUCUCUAAUACUCUGCCCUCUGCAUUUCUGCUGCUCACAAACCCCAAAAAGGUUGACUAGAGAGUGGUGCGGUGCUGUUAAGUGAUCUGUCUUCAUUUCAUAUGGCUGACGAGGAACCUGUUGAUCAGAAACGCUUGUUGGAAGAUUUAUGCAAGCCAAAGUGUGUCAAACCUUUGUUUGAGUAUCAGGCAUGUGUUAAAAGGAUCCAAGGGGAUGAAACUGGUCACAAGCAUUGCACGGGACAAUAUUUUGAUUACUGGCAGUGCGUCGAUAAAUGUGUUGCAGUCAAGCUAUUUGAUAAACUCAAGUGACUGGAAAUAUCUUCUUGGUAUAUCAAUACAAACUAGUGAGGCUUUUAUAUGCUUCUGAUAUAGUUCGUUUCACCUAACUAUCUCCUUGAACUAAAGAAACACCAAGUUUCAAUAAUAAAUGAGACUAUGGGAUUGGUUUUGAUGAUCGUCAAUUGUUUCUAGUAUUUCUGUGCACUCGAGGAUAAUUGUUAACGAUGCCCAUUUGAUUCUUUAAUGAUUUAUUAGCCCAUUGUCCCAUCA